Rattus norvegicus (Norway rat) is the source of this 3374-nucleotide messenger RNA. RefSeq names its product N-acetyltransferase 8 (GCN5-related) family member 3 (gene Nat8f3). The coding region runs from base 750 to 1436 and encodes 228 amino acids. Gene Ontology annotation, molecular function: protein-lysine-acetyltransferase activity; acyltransferase activity, transferring groups other than amino-acyl groups; N-acetyltransferase activity. The transcript is spliced from 3 exons. Lineage: Eukaryota; Metazoa; Chordata; Mammalia; Rodentia; Muridae. Gene Ontology annotation, cellular component: nuclear membrane; cytoplasm; perinuclear region of cytoplasm. The record is from RefSeq and is marked validated. Gene Ontology annotation, biological process: chromatin remodeling.
UUGUGCUGACUAUUGAAAAGCAGGCCUUGUGUGCUGGGACACGCACUCCGUUUCAAAACCGUGAGAUUCCCCACUGAGCUGGACUCCUAUGUGGAGGGUCAGCCUCCACUUGUGGUUUAUCUCUGUGAAUGGGGGGGUUGCUCCUAGUUUUGUACACACACAGGGAGGUGAGGGACAGAGAGAGAGAGAGAGAGAGAGAGAGAGAGAGAGAGAGAGAGAGAGAGAGAGAGAGCGCACCAACUGCUACAGACAAAUACUGACUUCAUCCUAGGCAGUAAGUCGUGAGCUGAGGGCAUAGGUGGGUGUCUUCCACAGGGACACUUUACAUAUUUACAUAGAAGGGUGUCUCUCUAAGCCUGGGGCCUGAGAAGACUCAUGCAGUAUGGCAGGUGCAUCAACACAUGACUGAGGAAGGGAUGGAGAAGUCAGUGAAGACCACCAGGAGCCAUUAAGAAGGAGGUUCAUUCUGUGGAGGUCACGGAGUUGACUGGCCCUGCAUGGAUCUUCACAGUCUAGCAACUUGGCUCUGUGGUUUAUAAUUAUCAAGCAUCCAGCUUCCAGCCAAUGAGGUUUCUACCAAGUCUGCUACCUCAAUAAACGUCAGGUCACUGAGUAGCUUCACCUUCAGUCACAAGCUCAGCAGUAAGGCUGAUCUAGACCCUCAGCUUGGAGCAACUUGCGUUACAGGGAAACACAGUCAGAGGUGGCUGUGUCUUUGGCCUUGGAGAUCUGAGACCCAGAAGUUUCCCAUGGCUCCUUAUCAUAUCCGAAAAUACCAGGACAGCGACCACAGGAGUGUAGUGAAUUUGUUCUGCAGAGGCACGGAGGAGCACAUCUCCGCCAGCUUCCGCUACAUGCUGCUGCUGCCCGGAACCCUCCUGAUCUUACUCGGGGUCCCUCUUACUCUAUUCUUGGCCUCAGGCUCCUGGCUUCUGGUUCUUCUGUCCACCCUUACCCUCCUUGUUUCCCUGUGGCUCCUUGCAAAAUACCCUUGGGAGAAGUAUACGGCAAUGUGUUUGCACUCAGACAUGGCUGAUAUCCCCAGAACCUACUUGAGUUCUCAUUACUCCUGCUUCUGGGUGGCUGAGUCUAGAGGUCAGAUGGUGGGCAUAAUCGCUGUUUUACCAGUGAAGGAUCCCCUCCUGCAGAGGAAGCAACUGCAGCUACGUCACCUCUCUGUGUCCCUGGAGCACCGGAGAGAGGGGAUUGGAAGAGCUAUGGUCAGGACUGCCCUCCAGUUUGCAGAGAUGCAGGGCUUCAGUGAAGUUGUCCUGGUCACCAGCAUGUUGCAGUAUGCUGCCCUAGCUCUGUACCAGAGCAUGGGCUUCCAGAAGACUGGUGAGUUCUUCUAUACCUUUGUCUCUCGACUAAGGAAUUCUCCAAUGAUAUGCUUAAAAUAUUGCCUCACUUCUGCUCUGAAUGACCUGAAAACCUGAAAGACCUGCUCUGAGAGACCUGUGAGCUCUCUCCUGUGGCCAUCAGUCAGGAUCUAAUUGCUUCUGUAAUAGUAACAAGCAAACCCAGCUAUUUCAGCAAACCACUGACCCUCACUCUCAAGCACAUCGGAAUAAAUGUUUGUGGAUGGGGUUGGGGCAAUGGCUACUCUUUGUUAUCCAUGCUUUUCUGAGGUAUCCUUUAGCUAAUACUACAAUCAUAUAUAAAAAGUAACGCAGAUAAUAAAAUUUAACUUAGCUUGUGAAUCUUUGGAUCAUUUACAGAGCUUGGCAGGACAGCUCUCAGGGUCUCAGGACACCUUGGGUCGGCUGAAGCAUGUCACUUCAUUCUAGCAGUCUGGCUCAGGCAGGGCUCAAGGGUUUUGGAGAGUAACAAAAGCAAAAGCUAAGGAAGUGAAGGUCUUUCUCAAACACUGAAGGGGCCACAUGCAGAAACAUCCAAGACUUGGGUGGAAACUCACCUUCCUCUGUCGUAGACGGAGUGCAGUCACAGAACCAAGAGGUAGGCUAUAGCCCUGUGACUGGCCAGGCAGCCGCUCAACUGCUUCUGCACAAGGUUAGGAGAGUGGGUGCAGGUGGGGCACAGGGUGUUUUAGAAAUUGUUUACACCCUUUGGCAACUGACAGGACUCCAUCUUGUGGGACGGCAUGCAUGCAUUGAAAUAGGCUGGACAUGGCGUGUUCCUGUAGCCCAGAAAAGCUAUAGAAUUAGUAAGGGGACACAACUUCAUAUGUCCAUACUGCCCUGGGAUUCCUCAUUUCUCCAAGUGCCUCCGGCCUGGAUGCAUUCCUGCAAGCUUUGAUGUCUUAGGGUUAUGACUAUUUUAAUAGCAGUGUAAAUUUUAUCAAAUGCCACCGACUUGUGUAUUUUAAAAUAGUUAACUCCACACAUCUACGUGCCUCUAAUCUCAGUGCUCAGAAGGCAGAGGUGAGGCAAGAGGCUAUCUGUGAGUUCCAAGACCAGCCUCAUCUACAUAGCAAAUUCUAGGCCAGCAAGAGCUACAUAAUGAAACCCUAUCUUAAUAAUAAUACUUUAAAAAAUAAAAUGGUUAACUUUAAAAUUUGUAAAUGCUUUCUCCCAAUAAUUGGAAAAUGAAAGAAGCUUAUAGAUUUGUCCAAAACUCUCAAGUUCACAAGCAGUUAAAGAGAGCAGUGCUGUCGAGGGAAGCUGAUUUUUGGAGAUUCCACAGAUGGCAAAAUGUAGACCUAUGAUUUGUACAAGGAUCAGUUUAUGUGCAUAUAAGGUGGGGGACUGAUGGUUUUCCAAAAGGCAGAAAGGAAUGAGGACAUAGACCAAGAUAGUUUUAGAGGUUGGGACUUAGAUCCAGCAGUGAGAAAUCCUGGAAUGUGGGUUCCAGACCUCCUGUUCCUUCAGCUAAUAAAUAAUUUUUCUAAAGAACACGAUUUUAUUCUGAAAAUGGUAAAAAUGUAAAGACAUUAGUAUCUCUGAGGAUCCAUCCUGACUCCUAGGAAUAUGACCAGGUGCGUCAUGCUCCUGUCUCAUGUGUCCUUGAUCAUGGGCUGUACCCUCAAACUGUGAGCCAAAAGAAACCUUUCCACGUAAAAAGCACAUCCUGUUAUGUAAUAGGUUAUUGAUUAAAGUGUAGCCUAUUUUUUUUCAGUUUGGUUUUUGCUUUCUGGACACAUUUAUUCACCUGGGCACGUACAUAUGCACACUUAAGGACAAGGGUGUACACAACUGAAGCCUGCCAGCCUGACCUCCAAACUUCUGUCCCUGCCUGCUUUCCUCUCUUCUCACGUAAAAUUAUGUAAAUGUACAUAAUAUACAUUUUCUUACAUUUUGGGGGUGGGGUUCAAAACAGAGCUUCUCUGUAUAGCCUGGCUGUUCUGGAACAUGCUCUGUAGCCCAAACUAGUCUUGAACUCAGUUAUCUGCCUGGUUCUGCUGGGAUUAAAAAGAG